GUCACAAGGGAGGGAGAGCGAUCGAUCCUUCCUAUUGCUGUCAGCUUUUGAAUUAUUUGAGCACAUGAGUCACUCAAUUUGCUCAGUUUGUCGGCAUCUUCUCUAAUACACCACUCCAUUCAAAAUGUAUAAACUAUGCCACGAGUUAAACACAUAAAUUGUUUUACACUAGUCAAAUAAACGGGGACUAACACUGGAUUAAUUCAUACAUCUUUAAAUAACCAAGUACAGCAGAGAGAUUUAAAAAUAGACUAUGCCGCCACCGCCUAGUCAAAAUAGCAAAAUUAAAGAGCCGAUUUUCGUAAAGAGCGUGAUACCGAAAAGCCGACAACAAUUGUUGAAAUGGAACGGCUGGGGUUACACUGACUCACAAUUUGUCGUAAAGGUGGACGAACACAAGAAUAUUCAGGUGUAUUUUACCGGCAAAAGAUACCCGAUUGGAGAAGUUACCUUACCUCACUUGGCGCAGUGGGCUAUAGACAAAUUAGACUUAGACCUCACGCAACCUCCCAAACGAUCGCAACCGCCGCCAACAGAAUCUCAGUAUCCAGAAUCAAAAAUUCCCGAGUCAAUUUUACUAAAACUAAAAAACUUCAGCAUUUCUUACUCGAUAGACAUUGUAGAUAGAGUGGUCAGAGCUCAUGGCCAGACAUUACAUGACAUUUAUACUUUAAGAAACUCAGUGUUCGAGAGGAUUCCAGAUGUGGUGGUAUGGCCCACAGGUCACGACGAAGUAGUAAAACUAGUAACUCUCUGCAAUGAUAAUAACAUUGUGUUAAUUCCUUAUGGGGGAGGUACAGCAGUUUCUGGGGCUGUAGAAUGUCCUACAAGUGAACAAAGACCUAUAAUUUCGUUGGACACAUCACAAAUGAACAAGAUUCUAUGGUUGGAUAGGGAUAACUUGGUGGCUUGUUGUGAGAGUGGGAUAGUGGGACAAGAUUUGGAGAGGGAGCUUGGACGGAUGGGUUUUACGACCGGACAUGAGCCUGACAGCUAUGAGUUUUCUAGUUUGGGAGGGUGGGUUGCUACUAGGGCUUCUGGUAUGAAAAAGAAUACAUAUGGCAAUAUAGAAGAUCUUGUGGUGCAUGUAAAAAUGGUGACAGCUAAUGGGGUCUUAGAGAAAGGUUGCCAAGUGCCUAGACUAAGUUGUGGACCAGAUUUCAACCAUGUAAUCUUAGGCUCUGAAGGAUCACUUGGUGUUGUCACUGAAGUUGUGAUAAAAAUUAGGCCGCUACCUCAAUGCAGGAAAUAUGGAUCAGUGGUUUUUCCAAAUUUUGAAACGGGAGUGAAAUAUAUGAGAGAAGUAGCCAAAAGGAGACUACAACCAGCUUCUAUAAGAUUGAUGGACAAUGAUCAGUUCAAAUUCGGCAUGAUCCUGAAACCGGAAGAAAGCUAUUUCGGCAUCAUUCUAGACGGUAUCAAGAAAUUCUACAUAACAAAAAUAAAGGGAUUCGACGUGGAUCAAAUGUGCGUGAUGACUUUGCUGUUCGAGGGUGAUGAAACUGACGUCAAACUGAGCGAGAAGAAGCUGUACGAGCUUGCUAAACAGUUUGGGGCUAUCCCUGCUGGGGAGACUAACGGAGAAAGGGGAUAUAUGUUGACUUUCGUCAUCGCGUAUAUAAGAGAUCUAGGACUGCAAUACGAUGUGGUAGCAGAAUCCUUUGAGACAUCAGUUCCUUGGGACCGAGCUGUAACAUUAGUCAAAAACGUUAAACAGGUCGUAGCACAGGAAUGUCAGCGUCUCGGUAUCACACACUACAUUAUAAAUUCAAGAGUCACACAGACCUAUGAUGCUGGAUGCGUCAUCUAUUUUUAUUUAGGGUUUAACCACCGAGAUCUUGGAGAUCCAGUUGAUCUUCACAAUAGAUUAGAAACAAAAGCGAGGGACGAAAUUUUAGCGAGUGGAGGAAGUAUUUCACAUCACCAUGGUGUCGGCAAAUUAAGAAGAAAAUGGUAUCCCAAAACGGUGUCAAAUGUUGGAUUGAGCCUAUAUUUAUCUAUCAAAAGAGAGCUGGAUCCCAAGAAUAUCUUUGCCACAAAUAACUUAGUUCAGUCAAAGUUGUAACUCACAUGUAGGUGGAAAGCUUAUACCAAAGAUUGUGUAUCGGAAUCACAGAUGUCAAUAACAGUUCAACAAAUCAGGUUUCAUUAUGAAAUGUUAAUUAAAUAAUUGUGUAAAAUAAAUGGCAGAUAUUUAUAAAAAAAAGUGGGAGCCAGCUUGCAUUGUCAGCAUACAUGAAUUCAUGAAUUUCACUCGGAUUUUCCAUUUACACAGUGCAGCAAUGCAUGGUUGCCACCUCAUCUGGUUUAACCUAGCCUAGUUGCCGUUCAAGAAUUCUAAUGUAUUUAUUGUUUUUGCGUGGUCUUGCCAUUGUUCUGUGAUUUCCAAAAUGUCAAAAGUGUCAAAUGUGUGACGCAUCUGUGUUCAUUUUUUUUUACAUUAGGUGAUUUUGGUUACCUGGUAAUCUGUAUUUGUUUUGUUAGUUUUUAAUAAAAAAACAGAAAGGUG
This is a messenger RNA of Acanthoscelides obtectus, 2509 nucleotides long. The record is from the annotation of a GenBank genome assembly. Lineage: Eukaryota; Metazoa; Arthropoda; Insecta; Coleoptera; Chrysomelidae.